This is a messenger RNA of Cheilinus undulatus (humphead wrasse), 2729 nucleotides long. RefSeq names its product phosphoribosyl pyrophosphate synthase-associated protein 2. NCBI's taxonomy places the organism in Eukaryota, Metazoa, Chordata, Actinopteri, Labriformes, Labridae. The record is from RefSeq and is a predicted model, not a curated record. The transcript has 11 exons. Gene Ontology annotation, biological process: 5-phosphoribose 1-diphosphate biosynthetic process; purine nucleotide biosynthetic process. Bases 196 to 1269 code for a protein of 357 amino acids. Gene Ontology annotation, cellular component: ribose phosphate diphosphokinase complex; cytoplasm. Gene Ontology annotation, molecular function: ribose phosphate diphosphokinase activity; magnesium ion binding.
GUCAAAACUGAACAUCACAGGCAGUCCGAGUGAGGGGAACAGGUUGAAAAGAGCUGGAGGCUUGUACAUUCAAAUACUGUUGGUUGCAGAUUGUAACCGGACAUAACACACAAGCUGGAAGGGCUCAGCGCAGCGUGGGUGCCCAGGGAUCCACUGCCUGAGUGUGGGGAGAGCAGCGGCCGAGACCCCAGAGACAUGAACCACACUAAGGGUGGCCUGGUCAUCUUCACCGCAAACUCACACCCCUCCAGCCGUGAGCUGGGCAAGAGGAUUGCAGAGCGGUUAGGGGUGGAGCUUGGCAAGGUGCAGGUGUACCAGGAGGCUAACAGAGAAACGCGGGUGCAGAUCCAGGAGUCAGUACGAGGCAAAGAUGUCUUUGUGAUCCAGACAGUGUCCAAAGAUGUGAACACCACCAUAAUGGAGAUGCUGAUCAUGGUGUACGCAUGCAGGACAUCCUGUGCCAGAAGUAUCACAGGUGUCCUCCCCUAUUUCCCUUAUAGCAAGCAGUGUAAGAUGAGGAAGAGGGGAUCCAUCGUCUCCAAGCUCAUUGCCUCUAUGAUGUGUAAAGCAGGUCUCACCCAUCUAAUCACCAUGGACCUCCAUCAGAAAGAGAUUCAAGGCUUCUUUAACAUUCCUGUAGACAAUCUGAGAGCUUCCCCCUUUCUGCUGCAGUACAUCCAGGAAGAGAUCCCAGACUACAGGAAUGCUGUGAUUGUUGCCAAGUCUCCAGCUUCUGCCAAAAGGGCUCAGUCAUUUGCUGAGCGUCUACGUCUGGGUAUCGCAGUGAUCCACGGUGAAGCUCAAGAUGCAGAGUCAGACCAGGUUGACGGACGGCACUCCCCACCAACCGUCAAGACUACUGGGGCCAUUCAUCCCAGCAUGGAGAUACCAUUGUUGAUUCCCAAAGAGAAGCCUCCCAUCACUGUUGUAGGAGAUGUUGGAGGACGCAUUGCAAUCAUAGUGGAUGACAUCAUUGACGAUGUUGACAGUUUUGUCGCAGCAGCAGAAACACUGAAGGAAAGAGGUGCCUACAAGAUCUUCGUCAUGGCAACUCAUGGCAUUCUCUCCUCUGAAGCUCCACGGUUCAUUGAAGAGUCGGCUAUUGAUGAGGUUGUGGUGACCAACACAAUACCCCACGAGCUCCAGAAGCUCCAGUGUCCCAAGAUAAAAACAGUCGACAUCAGCAUGAUUCUAUCAGAGGCUAUCCGCCGCAUCCACAACGGAGAGUCCAUGUCCUACCUUUUCCGCAACAUAGGAGUGGAUGACUGACAAACUUGUCUCACACAUGCAUACAAAACCCCACAUGCCAUUUGCCUUUUCAGAUGUCUUGAAUAACAUAAGGGUGAAUGUUAAACACUGAAAUAACUAUACAACCAUAAGUAUCCAUUUCUUUCAUUCAAACCUGUAAAUGCUCGCCCUUUCUUUGAGUGCAGCUUAAUAUAGAGAAGGACUGAAAAUCCACACUUGCCAUAGAUGACUGACCGCUUAACCUCUGCUCAUUUUUUUAUUCUCAUUUUUCCGUCUAGCUUGCAUCAGGUCUACAUACAUGUUGUAAUAACAUUUUAUUAGAAAAUAGUGUAAAGUUUAAUCUUAAUGUCAGAAUAUGUUUUGUUAUCACUGAAUGUCUGAAAGCAUAAUCUCCCUUCCCCAUCUUCACAGAGCGACAGAUUUCCACUGACAUGGUCUCAGGUUAUGGAGCUCAAGUGCUAACUUAACUAAAACACAAUUAAUAAUGGAUAACUUUACCAUUAGCCAUGUAUUUUUACUCUUCUUACCAAAUAAAUCAAACUAAGGUGAGCUAGAAAGUGGCUACACUCCAUUUUUGCUGUUUUCAGAUGAAAGCUAAUGGGCUAACUGUUAUCACAACAGCAUUUGAGUUCACUGUACUGAGCAUGAUGUUAGAAAAAUGGCCGCUUUGUUAACAUGGUGAAUUUCUUCUCAUAGCAUCAGGAAGAGUGCCAGUGCCUUUUAAAGGACAUAUUACAACACACAGGCCUUCGCUGCUCCAAUACACAUUAUCCAUGCUAACAUCGCUAAUAAAUAAGGCUGUCAUGUUUUUCAGAAUAUGCAGGUUCCCAUCUAAUUAUUUCAUGUAGCUGAUGGUAGUGCAUAGUUAACACUCACUUCACCAGUCAUUUUUUUUAUGUUGUGUCUGAAUGUGCUGCUCAUGAAGUUAGUCAAGACUCACAAAUGGUAGCUUGUCUGUGUGGUAGCAAUAGCACUGAGUUGCUGAUCUGAUGUCCACUUUAUAGUGCGUAAGAAGAACUGGAAAUUUUUGUAGUCAGACUGGUAAAUUGGAAAAUACAAAGUUAUGGCAGAAUGCUUGUUAAUAUAGAUGUGUCAUCCAUAUAGCAUUGUGUGCCAUUGCUCAGUGACUGCUUAUAUUUUACAUUAGUUCACUUCAUACCAGAAAUAAGUUGUUCCCUUCCAACAUUCAACAAACGCCAAUAGAUUUCAACCGUUACUGCAGUUAGACUCUCUAGUUGGAAGGGGGUGUUGUUUAGGUCAUUAUGAGAGAGGCUGACGGUCACUCGCACACGUUCUACCUGAGUUUCAUUAAAAAAAAAAAAAAGUUCUGAACUGCAGCUGAAGCUGGAAAAGUCAUAUGAAACUUUCUGAUAAGCAGAACUUGACCGAAGCAGGUCUUUGUCACUUUACCAGAGGUGUUCCAAAAUGUUUUGUAUUUAUUUUCAGCACUUAAAUGAAUAAAUAUGACCUAUAAAAGUGAA